This is a messenger RNA of Dreissena polymorpha, 8300 nucleotides long. RefSeq names its product A disintegrin and metalloproteinase with thrombospondin motifs adt-1-like. Bases 153 to 3929 code for a protein of 1258 amino acids. Lineage: Eukaryota; Metazoa; Mollusca; Bivalvia; Myida; Dreissenidae. The transcript is spliced from 25 exons. The record is from RefSeq and is a predicted model, not a curated record.
UUACCUUUAAUAUCAAAUUGUUAUACUUAAAGGCCAUGGAAGCAUACAAGAAGAAAACACAAAAAGUUAAAUGAACAUUACUUUUAGCCUAAGAAAAUGUUUAAAUCGUGAUCACUGGUAGUCACGACAUAGGUUAGUAGCUGACAGAAAGGAUGCUCGGACAAACAACGUUCCUGCUGCUAGUUUCUGUGGCCUGGGCAGCAGACGUGGACGGCGGCACUAACUCGUGGCUGGAGUGGAGCACGUGCUCGGUCAGCUGUGGUCAUGGUUACCACGUGCGCUCAAGGAUCUGUGACAAUCCGGAACAGGAAGGCAAUGGGAUCAAAUGCAUUGACAGCGACCAUGAAACAAAAAACUGUAAUAUGAUCCACUGCCCAGUUGACGGUUUUUGGGGAUCCUGGGAUGCCUGGAACCCGUGUUCGGUCACGUGUGGCGUGGGGAUCAAGUUUCGAAAACGGCACUGCGACAGCCCAGCACCGGCCUACAACGGCACCGACUGUGUGGGAUCCUCGCUUAGCUUUUUGCAAUGCCAGCAAGUGAACUGUCCAAUCGAUGGUGCCUGGUCCCCAUGGGGAGCAUUUGGAGCAUGUAGCAGCACAUGUGGUUACAAUGCGUACAAGGAAAGGAACCGAACGUGCAGCCAACCGGCGCCUGCGUAUGGUGGACAGGACUGCAACGGAACUGACAUCAACAGCACUCCGUGCACGUUCAUAGACUGUAAAGAUGGAACGUGGGAAGAGUGGGCGGAGUGGGGCGCGUGCAGUGCCACGUGCGGCACAACGGUGAAGUUCCGCUUCCGAGAUUGCACAUUCUCGGCGCGCAAUGGCUCCUGUGCAGGCGACGAAUACAUGAGCGGAAUUUGUUCCACCCCGUGCCCAGUGGACGGCGCCUGGUCUCAGUGGUUGCCAUGGGCGGCAUGUACAGUCACGUGUGAAACUGGAGUAACCAAUCGAACUCGACUGUGCAGCAAUCCCGCGCCUGCAAACGGAGGCAAGACGUGUGAAGGAAUCAAAUACGAAACGAAAUCGUGCACUGUAACGACGACCUGUCCAAUUGACGGCGAAUGGGGCUCAUGGAACGCUUGGUCCGAUUGUGACAAAACUUGUGGGGACGGGGUAAGUUUUCGGCUUAGGAAGUGUGACAACCCACCUCCCAUGUACAACGGGUCACUCUGCGCUGGUAAAAAUAUCGACAUCGAGCUGUGCAAUUCAAACACAUGCUCAGUGGACGGCGGCUGGUCCUCAUGGUAUCCAUGGAGUGAGUGUUCGAUCACAUGUGGUAACGGUACCGCUACGAGAGUGCGUACGUGCAAUAAUCCGAAACCAGUAGCAGGCGGUGCGUUCUGCGACGGCGAAUACGAGGAAUUUAAAAACUGCAGCAUCAACCCAGAUAUCACGAACUGCACGAUCGAUGACGGCUGGGGUUCCUGGGGUUCCUGGGGACCUUGGGGCGGCUGCAUAGUCACUUGUGGGAACGGCACCAUGGAGCGCAUGCGCGAGUGCAACAACCACCGGUCGCACGGCGAGGGCAAGCAGUGCAACGGCACGUCCAUCGACUAUCAUUCCUGCGACUCUCCAACGCACUGCCCGAUGGACGGCGGCUGGUCCUCAUGGCAUCCAUGGAAUGAGUGUUCGAUCACAUGUGGUUACGGUACCGCUACGAGAGUGCGUACGUGCAAUAAUCCGAAACCAGUAGCAGGCGGUGCGUUCUGCGACGGCGAAUACGAGGAAUUUAAAAACUGCAGCAUCAACCCAGAUAUCACGAACUGCACGAUCGAUGACGGCUGGGGUUCCUGGGGACCUUGGGGCGGCUGCCAAGUCAGUUGUGGAAACGGCACCAUGGAGCGCAUGCGCGUGUGCAACAACCACCGGUCGCACGGCGAGGGCAAGCAGUGCAGCGGCACGUCCAUCGAGUAUCAACCCUGCGACUCUCCAACGCACUGCCCGAUGGACGGCGGCUGGUCCUCCUGGUAUCCAUGGAGUGACUGUUCGAUCACAUGUGGUAACGGUACCGCUACGAGAGUGCGUACGUGCAAUAAUCCGAAACCAGUAGCAGGCGGUGCGUUCUGCGACGGCGAAUACGAGGAAUUUAAAAACUGCAGCAUCAACCCAGAUAUCACGAACUGCACGAUCGAUGACGGCUGGGGUUUCUGGGGACCUUGGGGCGGCUGCCAAGUCACUUGUGGGAACGGCACCAUGGAGCGCAUGCGCGUGUGCAACAACCACCGGUCGCACGGCGAGGGCAAGCAGUGCAGCGGCACGUCAAUCGAGUAUCAACCCUGCGACUCUCCAACGCACUGCCCGAUGGACGGCGGCUGGUCCUCCUGGUAUCCAUGGAGUGAGUGUUCGAUCACAUGUGGUAACGGUACCGCAACGAGAGUGCGUACGUGCAAUAAUCCGAAACCAGUAGCAGGCGGUGCGUUCUGCGACGGCGAAUACGAGGAAUUUAAAAACUGCAGCAUCAACCCAGAUAUCACGAACUGCACGAUCGAUGACGGCUGGGGUUUCUGGGGACCUUGGGGCGGCUGCCUAGUCACUUGUGGAAACGGCACCAUGGAGCGCAUGCGCGUGUGCAACAACCACCGGUCGCACGGCGAGGGCAAGCAGUGCAGCGGCACGUCCAUCGAGUAUCAUCCCUGCGACUCUCAAACGCACUGUCCGAUGGACGGCGGCUGGUCCUCCUGGUAUCCAUGGAGUGAGUGUUCGAUCACAUGUGGUAACGGUACCGCUACGAGAGUGCGUACGUGCAAUAAUCCGAAACCAGUAGCAGGCGGUGCGUUCUGCGACGGCGAAUACGAGGAAUUUAAAAACUGCAGCAUCAACCCAGAUAUCAAAAACUGCACGAUCGAUGACGGCUGGGGUUCCUGGGGACCUUGGGGCGGCUGCCUAGUCACUUGUGGGAACGGCACCAUGGAGCGCAUGCGCGAGUGCAACAACCACCGUUCGCACGGCGAGGGCAAGCAGUGCAGCGGCACGUCCAUCGAGUAUCAACCCUGCGACUCUCCAACGCACUGCCCGAUGGACGGCGGCUGGUCCUCAUGGUAUCCAUGGAGUGAGUGUUCGAUCACAUGUGGUAACGGUACCGCUACGAGAGUGCGUACGUGCAAUAAUCCGAAACCAGUAGCAGGCGGUGCGUUCUGCGACGGCGAAUACGAGGAAUUAAAAAACUGCAUCAUCAACCCAGAUAUCACGAACUGCACGAUCGAUGACGGCUGGGGUUCCUGGGGACCUUGGGGCGGCUGCCAAGUCACUUGUGGGAACAGCACCAUGGAGCGCAUGCGCGAGUGCAGCAACCCCCGGCCGCACGGCGAGGGCAAGCAGUGCAGCGGCACUUCCAUCGAGUAUCAUCCCUGCGACUCUCCAACGCACUGCCCGAUGGACGGCGGCUGGUCCUCCUGGUAUCCAUGGAGUGAGUGUUCGAUCACAUGUGGUAACGGUACCGCUACGAGAGUGCGUACGUGCAAUAAUCCGAAGCCAGUAGCAGGCGGUGCGUUCUGCGAUGGCGAAUACGAGGAAUUUAAAAACUGCAGCAUCAACCCAGAUAUCACGAACUGCACGAUCGAUGACGGCUUGGGUUCCUGGGGACCUUGGGGCGGCUGCCUAGUCACUUGUGGGAACGGCACCAUGGAGCGCAUGCGCGAGUGCAAAAACCACCGGUCGCACGGCGAGAGCAAUCAGUGCAGCGGCACGUCCAUGGAGUAUCAUCCCUGCGUCUCUCCAACGCACUGCCCGAUGGACGGCGGCUGGUCCUCAUGGUAUCCAUGGAGUGAGUGUUCGAUCACAUGUGGUAACGGUACUGCUACGAGAGUGCGUACGUGCAAUAAUCCGAAACCAGUAGCAGGCGGUGCGUUCUGCGUCGGCGAAUACGAGGAAUUUAAAAACUGCAGCAUUAACCCAGAUAUCACAAACUGCACGAGCAAGUCAAACUGAUGGCGGAGGUACACACAAUGCUUGGCCGUUAGCGGACUCCUAAUGUGAAUUAUACUGUUUAGUGUAUGAGCGCAUGCCUUGAAUAAUUAACAAUUCACUUUGGGGAAACACACGUUGUAAUAUUUUGGUGUGACGUGUUUAUUUCCAAAAAUGAUCUUUUUUUUGUAUUUUCUUUUUUUUAAAUAUUCAAUAUAAUACAUACAAUGUAUAGAUGUAUAUGAUCAUAAAACAAAGUUAUACCAUGUAGCAGCAAUAAUGUUCAAACAUGUUAUACAAGAUAUGCUAAUAUAUACUUUUUUGACCUUGUGGUUUCAUUUUGAUUAAAAAAAAGAAAAAUGUUACUUCGAAUUGUUUUCUUUGGUCGUUUGUGAUUUUUGAGAAAGAAAAACAACAGUUGCCUAAAAUGGAUAGAAAGCAUACUGGACUUGUUUAUGAAAGUUUAAUGUGUUUCCAUUUUUGUUCAAAUAUAUAAAGUGUAUCAUUGUUUAGGGCUAUUUCUUUUUCAAUUUGUAUCUUCAGUUUUAAAUAAUUGAUAAAACAGUUCAUUGUAGGUUUUUGUUUUCUGUAUUUCAUGCUGAAUGUAAAAUAUUUCAUUAAUAUAAUUAUGUAAUUCACAGCGUUAUUAACCUCUUGUAUUUUUAAGGUAUUUACCCCUAAACUGAUGUCUAAGAGAGAUAGUUUAACAUUUAAGUGUUGUUUCUCUAUAAAGGUUGUCAAUUGAUUCCAUAGAGAUUGAAUAUGUUUACACUCCCAAAAAAGGUGUUCUAUUGUUUCAAUAUGUUCACUACACAUAUCACAUAGAUUUGUGAUGGAAAGGUUGUACUUAAAAAGAUAUUUAUUUGCAGCUAUGAUUCUCUGGAUGCAUUUCUAUUGAAAAGUUCUAAGUGUGCUAUCAGUAGUUCAUUUAUAUGGCAUGACAAAUAUUUGUUUCCGAUUGAAUUCUUUUUCUCUGAGAAGGUUUUGCCAUUUAGUUUGAGCUUUGGAGAUUUCGGCAGGGUUUUUAAUUUGAAGUGUGUAAAAUAUUUUGUUCGUUUUGUUUUGUUUUGCAGUUAUGUUUUCUACGAAUGUUUUUUGAGUUCAUGGUGUGUUAUUUUUAUUGGAAGCAGCUUUGAUAUGUAUGGGUAUACUUUUGACCAAUGUGUAGUACAUUAGGAAAUUACCUGUAGGUAUUCCGUAUAUGUAGCAUAAGUUUUCAAAAGAAUAGAAGUCGUUUAUUCCGUUGUCGUACAAUUGAUCUACAUAUUUUAUGUUUUGUUCAAACCAAUGUUUAUAGAAAACCGUUUAUUGUUAGUAGUUAUAUCUUUAUUGUUCCAUAUAAUGAUUUUACUGUUUAUUUUGGUUUCUAGAUUAUGAGUAACUUAACACCAUGCCGAUAGAACAUUCGAUAGACAUAUGUUUUGGUUGAAAUUUCAUCUAAGAUAUUAUUUUCGAUAUUACAUUUAAAAAGUAAGGAGUCACCAUAUGUAUUUCGAUUUUUUUGGUAGAAUAAUCUCCAUUUACUCGUAUUGGUAUUAUCUAAAUAUAUUUUAACCCAACUGCAUUUGAUUGCAUUCAGGAAUGAAUCUAUGUCCGUUAGUCUGAUACCUCCAUGUUCUACUGGUUGAAUUAAUUGAGUUCGCUUAAUUUUAUCAGGUUUACCGUCCCAUAUGAAAUUAAAUAUUUCUGAUUUUAUAUCUUCAAUAAUAUCAUUUGGUGGGUUUGGGAGAACUGUUAGUGUGUAAAUUAAUUUAGGGAGCGCAAACGUUUUCAACGCGGUGUUUUUCCCCGAUAAGUGUUAGUUUUACGAUGCUGCCAUAAUUGUAAACAAUUUUUUAAUUUUUGUAAUUUAGGCAAUAUGUUUUUUAGAACUGUUUCAUUUUUUUAUUGUUUGUAAAGGUUAUUCCUAACGUUGUUACUUCAUCUGAUGUCCAGUUGAAUUUCAUUUCUUUUUUAAGAUGAAUAUUACUUUGUUUAAAUUUACCUACUCGUAGCACAGUGCAUUUACAUUUGUUAACUUUAGGACCCGAUGCCAUUCCAAAAAAGGGUUAGUGAAUCUAUAAGAUUAUUGAAUGAGUCACUACUGUCAUUUAUAAAGUAAGUUGCAUCGUCAGCAAAUAGUGACUGUUUAAUUUCUUCGUCAGGUUCUAACGAUAUUCCCUUCAUAUGUUUAUUUGAUUGGAUAUAGUGUGAUAGAUACUCGAUGCAUAUAAUAAAUAGCGAGGAUGAAAGUGGAUAUCCUUGUCUUACCCCUCGUUCGAUGUUAAAGGUGCCUUUUCACAGAUUUUGGCAUUUUUUAACUUAUUCAUUAAAUGCUUUAUAUCGAUAAAUGUAAAAAUUGGAUCGUAAAAGCUCCAGUAAAAAAUCAAGAAUAAAAUUUAAAAAAAGGAAAAGUACAUUGCCCGGGACAGGUUUCGAACCAGUGACCCCUGGAGUCCUGCCAGAGUCCUGAAGUAAAAACGCUCUAGUCUACUGAGCUAUUCCGCCGAGUACACGUACUCGACGUAUUUUAUACCUUAUAUAAGCAAUCUUCGUAUUUUCACAAAAUUUAACGACAAAAACAGAACUGUCCAAAUUAUUCAAUCGUUUCGCGUUGCAACGCUUUAUAAUUUUUAGGUUUUAAAUUCGUCAAAAGAUGCAUAUAAUGGCUUAGACCUUGGUAAAUGUUCAGUAUUACUGUUUCCUCACAAUUAUCAUAACUAAAACGAAAAUUUGCGAAUCUGAAACAACUUUUUUCAAUUUUGUCAAUUUACCAAAGCGUGAAAAGAUCCCUUUAAAGCUGUUUGAGACGAAGCCUUUGUUAAUAAUUAUGCUGUUUAUAUCGGUAUAAAAUAGUUUAACCCAUUUAUUAGACUUUCACCAAAAUUCAUAUUUUCUAAGCAAGAGAACAUAAACGAAUGGUCUAGUGAAUCGAAAGCCUUUUCGAAGUCUGCAAAGAAAAUGAGGCCAGAAUUGUCUGGUUGGUUGAAAUAAUUUAUGCAUUGUUGUAUCAGACGUACAUUUUCACCAAUGUAACGUCCUUUAAUGAAGCCAGAUUGAGAUCUUGAAAUGAUUGAUGGUAAUAUUUUUUUAAUUCUGUUUGAUAUACUUUUAGUUGCAAUUUUAUAAUCAUUGUUCAGAAAACUAAUCGGGCGCCAGUUUGAUAUGGAUUCUAAUUUUUUAUUUCCAGUUUUUGGAAUGAGUGAUAUUGUACCUUGUUUUUGUAGCGUAGUUAAGUUUUCGUUGUUAAAUGAAUAGUUAAGUGAAUUGAUUAAAUGUGUUUUAAUAUCAUUUCAAAAUAUUUUAUAAAAUUCGAAUGUGAUGCAAUCAGAUCCUGGACUUUUGUUAUUUUGCAUUUCUUUUAGUGCUAUUCCACAUUCAUAUUCAUUACGUAAUCCGUCGCACAAUAAUUUUUCUUCUUGGUUUAAAGGAUGAUGUGUAUUUUUAAAAAGGGUGUUAUUUUCAACAUGUUUUCGUUUAUAGAGGGUUUCGAAAAAUAAACGUUGUUCUUCUAGUAUUUUAGUUCUGUUUGUUAUAUCUUCGCCAUUAACUACUUAUUUGUGUACAAGUUUUUUGUUCACUUCUACGUAUUUCAAUGUUUGCUAAGUAUUUUGUAUUGUUUUCGUUGUGUUCAACAUGCUGUGCACGCGCUUGUAGUAUUAUUCCAUUGAGUUGUGUAUGAUAGAUUCCUUCUAAUACUUGUUUGUUUGAUGUUAUUUGAUUUUCAAUGGCGGUGGUAUCAUUUGUGUUUGUUUCAUGCAAUUGUUUUUUUCAGGUAUUUCAAUGGUUUUGAUGGUUUCAGUUUCAAGUUUGUGUGUUUCUUUUUGUUUAAAUGAUGUGUAUCUAAUUGUUGUGUUACGUAUAUUUCCUUUAAUUACUUCCCACAGGGUGUUUGUGUUUGCAUCUUUAUUAUUUUGAACUGUGUUUAAUAAAAAGUGACUCAGAUAUUAAAAAUAGUCUAAUCUACAAAAUAUUGUUGGUUUUUUGUUUGAGUGUCAGGUGAAUUUGCUAUCGUGUGGAUUAACUGUAAGCCAGAUGUCUAUCAUAUUGUAGUUUUCAAUUAUGUUAUUCAAAAUGUUUCUAUUUUUAGGAUGAGUAUAAAGGUUUCCCUUCUUUUUAUCUAAUAAUGGGUUCAGGACAGUAUUGAAAUCACCACCGAUUAUAAUAUUUUUAUCUUGGUUAUUAAUAAUAAAGGAUUGUAAUGUUUCGUAAAAUGUGGAAUCAUCUAUGUUAGGACCGUAGACGUUGAUUAAUGUUAAUUGUGUUUUAUGUAUUUUGAUAUCUAUACUUGCUAGUCUGCCAAUUAUUAAUUCGUUAAAGUUAUCGACUGUUAUCCCUAUAUUGUUUUUAAUCAAAAAGGCAAUGCCUUGUUUAUUAGUAUGUUGUCCACUGAUAUAAAUGUCUCCGUCCCAUUCA